CAAAUCUAUUACAUUUAUUGAGCCAUGUACAGGCUUGCCAGAAAGAGAAGACUCUUAUACUCAGUCGUACAAAAGUCACCGGUAUGUCGUGCUACUUCAUCAGGCUCUGAGGUGACGUCAUCACUACAGCUUGUGACGUCAUACCCACAAUGUGUCACAUCAUGUUUCCAACAUGUGAGAGGUCUACACAGUACACCUCUUUCAUUGAAUUUAAUGGAGAGAAUGGCUGGUGUCGGCUCCUUUCGUUACGACGUAAUUCUUCCUGACAACGAUGCUAAACCUGAGACUUCGUUUAAAGAUGUAGGAGGACACUACGAAGCUAAGGUGGAACUCUCAGAAAUAGUUGAUUUCCUGAAGAACAGAAAGAAAUACACCGACCUAGGGGCUAAAAUUCCCUCCGGAGCUCUUUUAAGUGGACCCCCUGGAAAUGGUAAGACGUUGCUGGCUCGUGCUAUAGCUGGGGAGGCAUCAGUUCCUUUUAUCAACACGGCAGGGCCCAACUUUAUUGAAAAGAUCGGUGGAUUGGGACCAAAACGUGUCAGAGAAAUAUUCAAGGUAUGUAAAGAACAUGCCCCGUGUAUCCUCUUUAUUGAUGAGAUAGACGCUUUGGCAUCAAAAAGAGGUGGCUCUGGUGGUAUUGGAAUGGGAUCUGGACAAGAGGACAAUGAGAAAACACGUACUGUUAACCAGCUUCUAGUUGAGAUGGAUGGCAUGUACAGUAGAGAUGAGAUAUUUGUGAUAGGAGCCACUAACAGAGACGACACUCUAGAUUCAGCUGUUACACGUCCUGGUAGACUCGACAGAAAGGUGUAUAUUGACAACCCUACUGAGAUAGAGCGCGAGGAGAUAUUCAAGAUACACAUGGCUACUGUUAAGAUAGGUGACAACUUGAAGGAGAGUUACGCAGCCAGGCUAGCAGCCUGCACUCCUGGUAAAAGUGGCGCAGAUAUAGCAAACAUUUGUAACGAAGCAGCGAUACAGGCUGCUAGGCAAGUUAAAACGUCCGUUGAAGAGGCGGAUUUUGAAGCUGCUCUGGAACGAAUCACCGCAGGAUUGGAACGAAAAUCGUCAUCAGUUUCGGAAGAAGAGAUCCAGCUCGCCGCUUAUUACAUUGCCGGGCAAACUUUCCUUUCCUGGGUCCUUCCUACAUUGACUCCAGUUCUCAAAGCGUCCAUGGUUGCCCGGGUAAAUAACCCUCUCGGAUUUGUCCAGUUCGCUCCUAGAAAAGAAUUACUCGCAACCAAGGAGCACUUGCUGGAUUUGGUGUGUCGUGGUUUGGCUGGCAAAGCUUCUCAGAUGAUAUUUCUUGAUAAACACACUACUCAAGCCCAGAGUGAUUUAGAGAGGAUUACUAAUGUGGCAUACUCGAUGAUUGCUGAUCAUGGAAUGGGGAAAUCUGCGCCUAAUCUCUCGUUUCACGAGCAGCGAUCCCAACAACGAAGAGUCAAUAUUUGGAGCAACAAACUGCAACAAGAAAUGGACGAAGAAGUUAACUCGAUUGUUCAGGAGCAGUACGAAAGAGCGUCUCAAAUCAUAGAGAAGAAUAAAGAGCUAAUCAAGAAGCUCUCAACAGACCUUUACGAGAGAAAGUCACUAACGGAGGAUGAAGUAACGGAGUUGAUUGAAAAGUAUGGGCCUGUGCUAGAAACGUAACAUUGGUAGAAAAUAUUCGUGCUAGUUGUGAGAUAUAACGGCCCUCAAAUUCAGCAAUUUCAAAUGUGCUGACGCGGUAACUACUAGAACAAAGGAGUAAAUUAGGAUGGCCCCGGUGAUAACACGUGAUCAUCUAACAUCUUCAAGUGCCUUUCUAAUACGGUUCUAGUCAGGCUAAGGAUUGUUGAUUGGUUAACUGGUGAAUUCACGAUCUGGCGGGAAUUUUGCAAAUGUGACUCUUGCUCAACCACCAGAUGAUUUCGUUUUGAACUUGUUAAAGCUUUAAAGAACAUUUUGAAGAAAUUCACUACGGGUCGUUUACAUAUUGCGUAUUUAAUCACUCUUUGGCCAAUUUUUAUCCCCCCCCCCCCCUUCAGUAAUCAGUUUUACGUUUUAAACACAACUUUUGUGUUUAAAUUAAUCCAGCGUAUUAUCAUUUGGAUCCCCCUCAGUGAUUACGUAAUAUGUGAACCUUAUUACCAGACCGUCCAAAGGAGUCUUCUUCCUAAAAUGAUUCUUUAUUCUUUCAAGUUCUUGAUGUAUUUGAUGUGUAAAUUUGUUUUUUGUAAUUUUGUAUGGCAAUAGCAAAUUAUUAUUGUUUUCUUGUCAGGAAUCGUCGUAUUUUGAGUUUGGACGAAUGUGAAACCGAUUUAUUCAUUCUUGUUCUGAAAUGGCUUUCAAAUUUCAA
Bolinopsis microptera is the source of this 2341-nucleotide messenger RNA. RefSeq names its product paraplegin-like. Lineage: Eukaryota; Metazoa; Ctenophora; Tentaculata; Lobata; Bolinopsidae. Gene Ontology annotation, biological process: mitochondrial protein processing. Gene Ontology annotation, molecular function: ATP-dependent peptidase activity; metalloendopeptidase activity; ATP binding. The record is from RefSeq and is a predicted model, not a curated record. Bases 25 to 1653 code for a protein of 542 amino acids. The transcript has 12 exons. Gene Ontology annotation, cellular component: m-AAA complex.